This is a messenger RNA of Aaosphaeria arxii CBS 175.79, 1728 nucleotides long. RefSeq names its product general substrate transporter. Gene Ontology annotation, molecular function: carbohydrate:proton symporter activity. Gene Ontology annotation, cellular component: membrane. Gene Ontology annotation, biological process: transmembrane transport; carbohydrate transport. The coding region runs from base 1 to 1569 and encodes 522 amino acids. The record is from RefSeq and is a predicted model, not a curated record. The transcript is spliced from 6 exons. NCBI's taxonomy places the organism in Eukaryota, Fungi, Ascomycota, Dothideomycetes, Pleosporales.
AUGCAAGUCAACAGUGCAUCCCAGCAGACUGAGAACGAUGCAGCCGCGAAGGGACAGGCCUUGUCUGGGUACGAAUCAUUGACUCGUUGGGAGACAGUGAAGACUUUCAAGAUUGCGACCUUGGUCUGUUUUGCCGCUGCGUUCAGUGCUGCUACCGACGGAUAUCAGAUCGGCAUGAAUGCUAGUAUCGUUGCCAACAAGGGAUUCGUCCUCGAAUUUGCCACCAAAACGAACGCCAAAGGUCAGCUCUUCCUGGAGUCACCCAUUCUAAGCGGUUGGAGUUCAAUCCAGUCUGUUGGUCAAAUCAUCGGUAUGACAACUCUGCCGUUCAUUUCAAGUCGAUGGGGCAGGAAGAUCUCAAUGUAUACAUACUGGUUUAUCCUCGCCAUGAGCGUUCUCGCGGAAAGUCUGGCUCGAAGGUGGGAGAUUUGGCUUCUUGCCAAACUGCUAGCCGGAAUUGGUGUUGGAUGCCUCCAGUCCACCUUGCCGACAUAUAUUGCAGAGGUAGCACCAGUCAAGAUCCGCGGCGGCCUGUUGAUGUGCUAUAGCUUCUGGUGGACUGUCGGUUCGUUCUUCGCCUAUGUUGCACUCCAGACAAUGGCCAAGAAGCACCCAUAUAUCUGGCUUCACCCAAUCUACACACAAUGGGCGCAGAUUGGAAUAAUGUUAGGAAUCUACAUCUUCCUUCCGGAGUCCCCAGCAUGGUGUGUAACAGUGAACCAAAUGGAGAGGGCGAAGAAGGAAUUGCUCCGCAUGAAUGGCAAGGUUGAAGGCUACAACGUGGAUCAACAGCUCCAGGUAUUAGUCCUUGCCAUCGAUCAUGAGCGAACCGUAGCAGCAGAACAGCGCCAAGAAAAGUGGUACGCCAUUUUCCGGGGUACUGAUGGUCGUAGAACACUCACUGCACUUUGGACCAACAUGUCCCAGCAAUUCAUCGGUCUCACGCUCUUCGGAACCUUUGGAACCUAUUUCUUCCAACAGGCAGGACUAGCAGAUCCGUUCAAGAUCAAACUGAUUACAUCCUCGCUAAACAUUGCAACUGUUAUAAUCAUUAUUUUCAUUUCUGACCGGUUAGGCCGACGAUGGAUUGCGUGUUGUGCAACUACCCUUUGCUGGGCAGCUUGCACAUGCAUCGGAAUUCUAGGCGUCACGAAAAAAGUCAGGGCAACCGAUUAUCUGUUCGUGCUCUUUGCUUGCUUGUGGAAUAUCGGCAUGACCUCUAAUGGAGCGGCGGGAUGGGGUUUCAUUGGCGAAAUCUCUUCGCAGCGCCUUCGACCAUAUACUGCAGGUUUUGGUGCCGCAGCCACCUGUGUAGUUGGCGUCGUCAUGAACGUUCUUGUUCCAUACAUGACCAAUGCAAAUGCGUGGAACUGGGGAUACAAGACGGGUUGGUUCUAUGCUGGUGUUGGUCUUCCAUGCGUCAUUGGUUGCUGGCUCUUGAUUCCAGAAACUGCUGGACGCUCGGCAGCCGAGCUAGACGAACUUUUCGAGCGGAAGAUCAAGCCAUGGCGUUUUGCGAAGACAGAGACUGCGACACAACGGGUUGUCAAUAUGGAGAAGGAGUACUGAUCGGGGUGGACAUGUGCGAACUCUACUGAGCGGGAGCGAAGAAGACCAGGAAUAUGAUGGUGAGCAGGUCACUAGUUCAUCGGUAAUACUAUUAGCAGUACUAUUGGCCUCUUUGUACAAGCACAAGUAGUCUCUCUACAAUUAGUUCUAACCUGGCUG